Molecule: messenger RNA, 2036 nt
Organism: Spirometra erinaceieuropaei
Lineage: Eukaryota; Metazoa; Platyhelminthes; Cestoda; Diphyllobothriidea; Diphyllobothriidae
Source: the annotation of a GenBank genome assembly
AUGGUUGCCCGUUACAAGACCUACUCACCUUCCCUCUUUGGAUCCACUUCAGGCUUUGGCGGUCAAUUGGACUUUCUGCGGGGUGCGGCGAUGUGCACGGAUGGAAAAGGCAAACCGAUUCUGGCUAUGACCUCGACAACCACCAAAGGUAGCUCUAAAAUCGUACCGGAGCUGGCUGAGUGCGCCGGUAUCGUUACGCCCUCGGACCAUGCUCACUAUGUGGUCACUGAGUACGGUAUUGCACAACUCUUCGGUCGGAAUCGACGUCAACGAGCAUACGCGCUGAUCCAGGUGGCCCACCCAAAAUUCCGGUGAGUGAGCGCACAGUUGAUGCUGACACAUAUCUUUUGCCUUAUGUUUAAUUCUGACAAUUGGAGCCAUAUGUCGCGGUUUCAAGUUGAGAUGUUUAAAAUAAACGACAAAGUUUGCAUCAUUGCGCUAAGAGAGCCGUAAAUUCCCUCGUAAUUUUGGAAGCUAUUUUUGGAUAAAAACCGGCCUUCUUUUGUGGAGUUUGCAGUAGAGCAAGGUUUUAAACGAUAAGCUUCUUAUACUUUCAGACAUGCAUAUUCCAACGGACUGUUGUUGCAGUAGGUGUACUAACUCAUUAAAUGUUAACCGAAAUUCCCAAAUGCGUUGUCGUUUCAAGAAGAUUGUUCAAACAGGGUUUUAAAAAUUAAUGAGCAUGCGGCGUAAUUAUAUAAUAAUUCAGUUAUCUCGGGAUGCUGGCUUUCGAACGAGCAUCUCUCGGCUGCAUGCAAAACCACACUGUAACCAAUGACUACUAAAAUAACAUGAAUUUUUCUCAUUGAUUUUAGAUGCCCUCAAAAAUUCAUUUAUAUUUAAUGUAAGACAUGCAUAAAAACAUUCAUCCUGUUACGCAUUCGGUAGAAAAUUGCGUCCUCUUCUAAUUUUAUGCUCUAAGAAAUGAUAUAAUUCGGUUUUUAAAAUUUUUUCUAUUUUCUGAAUAAUUAUGAGCCCGACCUGUCGUUACACUUGCAGUCAGAGUUUACAGACUGCAAACCAUAUAUUUUCUGUGUACGAAAAACCAUACAUUUCCUUAUGGUAUUAAGAGGAGACUAUAUGGGGUUCAUAAAGUGUAGCAGUAGAUUUGAGCCAUAUUGUAAACUUUAAAAAACAAAAUUAGUGAAUGCAGAGACACGAUGUUUUACAAACGGGCAUUUCACGGUAUUAAAAAACCUCAUAAUUAGAAACUGUCUUUAAAACCGAAUUAUACCCUUUCUUCGAGUAUAAAAUUAGAAGAGGACGCAAUUUUCUACCGAAUAAAUAACAGGACGGAUGUUUUUAUGCAUGUCUUACAGUAAAUAUAAAUAAAUUUUUAAGGGCAUCGAAAAUCAAUGAGAAAAAUUCAUGCUACUUUAGUAGUCGUUGUUUACAGUGUGGUUUUUGCAUGCAGUCGAGAGAUAUUCGUUCGAAAGUCAGCAUCCCGACAUAACUGAAUUAUUAUAGAAUUAUGCUUCAUGAUCAUUAAUUUUAAAACCCUACUUAGGCAAUGUUUUCGAAACGAAAACGCAUUUCAGAAUCUCGGUUUACAUUUCAUGAGUUAUCACACCUACUGUAUUUAUGUUUCGUGACAAAAAUAUCCUCCAUUUGGACUCAUCACAUGACCAUUUUUAACUAUAGGCAGCAAAAACUCUGGACCAGUACACAAAAAGUCCGAAAAAACUAUCAGAUUUGACAGCCAAGAUAAAAAACCUGGCGAUAUUUGUGUCCACACAAUUUCAUAAGCGCUGUGCACAAUUCCCUUAUAUUGAAAAUUUUUAACAGAGCCUAUAUUCCACUACCACUCUUUUUAAGCAUUCAAGUCAUUAACAAACCUAUUUAUCCUCCAAUGUUAAUAUAAGGGUAACUUUCAAAUUAUGCUCUAAUAGACGAACGUUUAAAAAGCUUAAACUAUAUCACCUUGUACGACAUAAGGCAAUAACAAUUCUAAGCCAUGUGUUUUCGAUAUCCCUUUCAGCGAGCAACUGGAGAAAGCGGCCUUUGAACAACUUCACUGCAUGCCGUCGGCUGAUUAA